UGUAGUACAAGCACGUACGUAACAUUACUAUUUGGUUGGUUUCCCUGGGAUGCUGGCCCUGACCGAGGCAACGUUGGUUGACAGUCUCAAUUAAAAAUUACUGCCGCCGGCGUUGCCAUGGCCAUGCUCAAAUUUAAAAAACAGAGCUUCAUUAUUGCGAGCCAUAAGAAGCUUCUUUGCUUCUGCUUGGCUUCUACAGCUUCUGCUGCUGCUAACAUGGCGGAGCUCACAACUCCUCAACUCAAUUCACAGAACACCCAGUUGCGAGAAAGACUGGAAAUUCCUUCCCCUUGCUAUUUGGACCCCAAAUAUGUUAUCUCUUUGCUGAUUAGCAGUAUAAAACUUUCCCAGAUCAGACAGAUUCAUUCGCAAGUGGUAAUCCAUGGAAUGUUACAGAAUCUCAACGUUGCGAACAAGCUUCUUUAUAUAUAUUCUCAGCAUAAAGCUUUUGGCGAUGCUUAUAAGUUGUUUAGCGAGAUGGGAGAGAGAGACGCAAUUACUUGGAGUGUAAUAAUUGGUGGGUUUGCCAAAGUUGGUGAUUAUAUUCAUUGUUUUGGAAUAUUUAGACAGCUAAUUCAAUCUGGGGCUCCACCUGAUAAUUAUACAUUGCCAUUUUUGAUAAGGGUUUCCAGGGAUAGGAUGAAUGUUUUGAACGGGAGAAUAAUUCAUAACAUUGUUUUCAAACAUGGGUUGGAGUCGAACAGCUUCGUCUGUGCUGCUCUAGUGGAUAUGUAUGCGAAGUGCAAGGUAAUUAAGGAUGCACGCCAGUUGUUUGAUAAAUUUCCUUGUAGAGACCCUGUUACGUGGACUGUUAUGAUUGGCGGCUAUGCUGAAUGUGGGAAUGCUUGUGAGUCCUUGGUUUUAUUUGAUUCGAUGAGAGAGGAGGGUGUAGUCCCUGAUAAGAUCACUAUGGUUACUGUAGUUUCUGCUUGUGCAAAAUUGGGGGCCAUGCAUAAGGCCAGACUUGUUCAUGACUACGUAUUUGAAAAUAAUUUUUCCUUGGACGUGAUCUUGGGAACAGCCAUGAUUGAUAUGUAUGCUAAAUGUGGAUGUGUUGAUUCUGCAAGGAGUAUAUUCAACCAAAUGAAAGAAAAGAAUGUCGUUUCUUGGAGUGCCAUGAUCGCAGCUUACGGGUAUCAUGGCCAUGGUAGAAAAGCACUCGACACAUUUUCUAUGAUGUUGAGCAGUAGGACAUUGCCAAAUGCAAUAACCUUUGUUUCACUAUUAUAUGCCUGUAGUCACGCUGGUUUGAUUGAGGAAGGUCUCCGGUUUUUCUCAUUGAUGUUGGAUGAAUUCUCUGUGAGGCCUAAUGUUAAACACUAUACUUGUAUGGUGGAUCUAUUAGGCCGUGCAGGGAGACUUGAUGAGGCCAUUAGCUUGGUUGAGAGCAUGACAGUUGAGAAAGAUGAAGGCAUAUGGGUUGCUUUGCUUGGGGCAUGUAGAAUCCAUGGACAUAUAGACCUGGCAGAAAAGGCAGCAAAUUCACUUCUUAAACUACAGCCCCACAACGCAGGACAUUAUGUUUUGUUGUCGAAUAUUUAUGCCAAAGCUGGUAGAUGGAAAAAUGUGGCAAAAGUUAGGGAUCUCAUGAGUCAGACUAGGCUAAAGAAAGUUCCUGGUUGGACAUGGAUUGAGGUGGAUUACAAUAUUCACAAAUUUAGUUCUGGAGAUGAGACUCAUCCUUGUUCCAAGGAGAUAUAUGAAAAGCUCAAAAACUUGAAUGAGAAGCUGGAACUGGCAGGCUAUGUUCCUGAUACAAAUUUCGUUUUGCAAGAUGUUGCUGAAGAAAUUAAGGUGGGAAUGUUGUAUUCACAUAGUGAAAAAUUAGCUAUUGCAUUUGGCUUAAUUGCAACCCCUGUUGGAUCUCCUAUCCGAAUAACAAAGAACCUUAGAGUUUGUGGUGAUUGCCACACAUUUAGUAAGUUUGUAUCAGCCAUUACACAAAGAGUGAUCAUUGUCCGAGAUUCAAGUCGCUUUCACCACUUCAAGGAUGGAGUUUGUUCAUGUGGGGAUUAUUGGUAAUUAGCUUAUGAUUAUACUCUUGAGUUCAGUUCACUUCUCAGUAUAGAUGAUAUGAUCAUAAGUUACCUGUUCAAAUUGGUGACUCUCAAGUCAGCAAGUGGCACCAAGGAAGCCGAGACAGCUUGUUGCGUGGCGCCAUGUCUCAGUGCGGCAGUGCCAUUUUGGUAGAGAGCCAGGGCCUUGGCGCAACACCACGACACUGCAGCCCAGCUGGGAAUUUUUCAAAACAUAUUUUAAAGUGAAAAUACCAGUUUCACUAUUGUAUUAUAAAACAAAAUGAUACUAUGAGAUAAAUUUGGUCAAACAAUUUUUUCAAUAUAGCUAAAAUACCCAUCCUUUUACUUAUUAGCUAAUUAUAUAAAAAUAAAAAACUAAUUAAAACUCUAAUAAGAAUAAAAAUAAAUACUUUAAUUAUUAAAACAAAUAAUUUUAAUAAAAAAUAAUCUAAAACUAUUUCUCUCUCUCUCUUUAUUUCUCUUUUCCUUCUUGUCUUCCUUUUCUUCUCUUCGACAAUAACCAGCCGACCCUGCUUAGGACAGUGGCUCCGAUUGUGGAUCCAGCCACCCCCAAGGAGCAUGGCUCAAAUACUCGGCUUAGGAGAUAGUACCCAUCUCCAGCUUCGAUUGUCGAUCCAGCCACCCCCAAGGGCUAUGGAUGCUCGUCUUUCUUAGCUCCAGCAACCCAGAUCUAGCCCCUCGCCCAACCCUUGUCAUCCUUGCCUCCUCGCCCAGAUCUAGCCCACGACGUCGACUAUGUGGUCCUCCCAACCCCUGCCGUCAUCACCUCCUUGCUCAGAUCCAGUCCACGAGGUCAACUGUGUGGUCCUCACCCAACCAUUGUCAUUGACUGACAAAGAGAGAGAUGGGCAUUUUGGAAUAAAUAAAAGGGUUUCUUCUAGGUAGAAAAGAUAAUGGUGAAGAUGUUGGGUUUCAGGGUAAUCGUGUGGGGAUGAAGGGAAGACCCAAUCAAUUUCUUUUUGUUCUGUUGAGAUUGGCAUAGUAGUUUUGUUCUGUUGGGAUUAACGUAAAAGAAGAGGUACCAUAAUUUACGAUUAUUGUUUGAUUCUUGUAGACUUUGAUUCUAGAAUAAAUAACAUUUUUGCCCUUGAAUUUUUGACACUA
This is a messenger RNA of Humulus lupulus (European hop), 3143 nucleotides long. RefSeq names its product pentatricopeptide repeat-containing protein At4g21065-like. The transcript has a single exon. Gene Ontology annotation, biological process: RNA modification. Gene Ontology annotation, molecular function: RNA binding; zinc ion binding; protein binding. The record is from RefSeq and is a predicted model, not a curated record. NCBI's taxonomy places the organism in Eukaryota, Viridiplantae, Streptophyta, Magnoliopsida, Rosales, Cannabaceae. Bases 118 to 2022 code for a protein of 634 amino acids.